AUGAACAGGGGACAAAGAAAAAACCCUGAGGAGAAAGAAGACAAUAAAGAAAAACAAAUAAACGCAAAUAGGUAUAUUAAAAAGAAUAAAGAAAAACAAAUAAACGAUGAGGAAUCAUUAACAAAUGGGUUAAGUACACACAUAAGUAAGCUCCACACAACUAAAAAUGAACAAGUUUUCCACGUGAACAAACCUUUCUUGCCCUCACUGGACGGGAUAAAGAAUAAAAUAUUAAAUCCAAAUGACCUAUCCUAUAAUGAUAAAAAGAGAAUUACUUCUUAUCAUUCGGAUGAAGAGAUUAAAAAUAUGCACAAAAAGGCUAGCAGUUGUCCUAACUUGUUGAAAAAAAAUAAAAUAAUUUUUAAAAGGUCAGAAUCUUUUGCUGGUAUAUUAUUACAUAAAAAUGCAAAUGUUAGAGACCUAUCGAAGUUACCUUUUUCUAAUAACUUAAAUGAACACAAUAAUAAAAAUACAUCAAAAGAGAUUAAUAUUGUCUUUUCUGAAAAAUCGUUUACACAAAGUGAUAACACAUAUUCAGAAGACGAUAAUGAAACGUCUGAGGAAUCCUUAACAGAGUACGGAGAAAAAUUGUAA
This is a messenger RNA of Plasmodium malariae, 594 nucleotides long. Its product is annotated as conserved Plasmodium protein, unknown function. The record is from RefSeq and is a predicted model, not a curated record. The transcript has a single exon. The coding region runs from base 1 to 594 and encodes 197 amino acids. NCBI's taxonomy places the organism in Eukaryota, Apicomplexa, Aconoidasida, Haemosporida, Plasmodiidae.